Styela clava is the source of this 2864-nucleotide messenger RNA. The record is from RefSeq and is a predicted model, not a curated record. NCBI's taxonomy places the organism in Eukaryota, Metazoa, Chordata, Ascidiacea, Stolidobranchia, Styelidae.
GCACGCUCCCUUCCCUCUCUAUUCAUUCUCUGGUCGAUUCAUCUUCAUGUUUUUCAAGUUUAUAGUAGCCUAAUAGAUUAAUAUUUUUAUUCCGGCGCUGAUCGUUUGUAGUCUCUGUAAAUGAAAAUGGGCGAUAGUGGUGAUGAAUUUGACCAUCAACGUCGAGAAAAGUUCCGCAGGGAAAGGAGCGAUAUUUAUGAACGUCGCGGUGAAAGAGACUGGAGUCGUGAAAGGCCGAGGGGUUGGAAUGCCAGUGGACCAGAUAUGAAAAGAUCUACAAUGCACCCACCAAUGCCAAGUGAUCCAAUGCAGAGACGUAGACCUGAAUUUUCUGGGCAACCUCCUCAUGAUAUUAAGAGGAGAUUUAGCCCUGGCCGAGAAGAAGAAAUGAGAGCAAGAAAAAGAAUGAGAGGAUUUGAACCAGGAUAUGGUGGAGGUUGGAGUUCGACACCUGGUUGGGAACCGGGACGACCUGGCUUUCGACCUCCUGAUGAAUGGGGUCAAGGUGAUAGAAAAGGUCCGCAUUCCGAUGUAGAUAAAUUAGGUCAAAGAAUGUUGACUUUCAAGCAAUGGCUCGGUUCACAGCCUGAUGAUAUAACUGAUGAGGAAGCAAUAAGAAAUUAUACAGAAUAUAAAAUUAAUUUCAAAAGACAACAACUGCAACAGUUUUUCAUUGCACACAAGGAAGAGGAAUGGUUCAAAGAAAAAUAUCAUCCCGAGGAAUCAACUAAAAGAGAAGAGGAACACCAGAAAGCAGUCAAGUGGAGAGCUGAAAUUUUCAACACUUUGGUUGCAAAAGGUUUUCUGGAAGAUCUCUGUUUGGAUUUGUUGAACGAAGAAAAAAUUGUCAAAAUGUUGGAUUCUGCUGUUAUAUUUAUGGAGGACGGUUCUGAUGAAGAUUUGAAAGUUUUAGAACGAAGUGGGGAAGACAAUCAAGGUGAUGAAAAUAGUGGAUCUGCUGAUCAACAUAAAAAUGACGAGAAACCUGUUGAAGAUGGACAGAAGGGUGAUACUGAAAGUAAACCUGAAGAACUAAAGGUUGAUUUUCUAACAGAGGAACAACAAGAGUUGAAAAAACAAGCAGAACUUUAUAAGCAAUUGGUCAAUAAAGAUGAAGACCCCGCUGAAACAAAAGAAGGAGAAACCAAAAGCAAAGACAAGAAGAAAAAGAAGAGAGGACGUGGGUACAGAGGAUAUGAUGAAGAAGGAUCUGAUUCUGGUGAUAGUAGUGGAAGUAGUAGCAGUAGUGACAGUAGUGAUAAUGAAGAUGACAAAGAGAAAAAGGAGAAAACCGAGGAAAGUGAAAAGAAAGAAGAAGCAGACCAAGCUCCGGCGCCAGUGGAGGAAAAAAAGCCUGCUGAAGAGGUGGAAAUCAAGCCGAGAGCACUGCAUCAAACAUAUUCUAUCUUCAUGAGAAAUCUUCCUCCUAGUGUUACUCGUAACGAUAUCAUAAAUCUUUGCAAAAAGUUUACCGGAUUUAUUCGUGUUGCAUUUUCACAACCAUUGGAAGAUCAUAAUCGUUUCAUCCGUCGAUGUUGGGUGACGUUCGAUCGUAAUGUCAACAUUAAGGAUAUUUGUUGGAACUUGAAUAACAUAAGGCUUCGUGAACUUGAACUAAACCCUGUAGUAAACCGGGAUCUGGCUCGCCGUGUACGACCAAUAUCAGGAAUAUCACAACAUAAAUCAUGUGCUAAAGCUGACUUGAAAACUGUUGCUAGACUCAUUAUGCAUCUCGAUAAGAAGAUGAAAUUAUGGGAGAAUAAGGAAGAACAAAUUGAAGGUGAAGAAAAGGGAUCUAUGGCGACUGAUUCGUCAGGACUUGGCAAUCCAUGGUUAAUAAAUAUAUCUGAAUUUCUCGUUGAUGAAAGUAGUGCGGAGGAGGAUGAAUUAUUGGGAGAUGGAAACAUGAAGCAACAGCAACGUGAAGAAGGUGAAGCCAAUGAUUCUGGUCCAGGAUUUGUUACUUUGCAAAGAGAUGAAAAAUUAAUCAAGCAAUUGGACAAACUCUUGUACUACUUGAGAAUAGUUCACUCAGUGGAUUACUAUAACGCGAGUCAAUAUCCCAAUGAAGAUGAGAUGCCUAAUCGGUGUGGGAUUAUACAUGCUCGAGGUCCAACUCCACCCAACAAGCUAACAAUAGAUGAUAUUGCCGAGUUUCAGAAGAGAUUCAAUGAAAAAUUGAUUCCCAUUCUAGAUUUCAAAGAUAAAUUAACGCAAGAGGAAGCAGCCAAGCUUGGUUUCAAAGAUGAGGCUUCUGAAGUUGAAAAAUUUGUCAACGCAAAUACUCAAGAGCUGGGAAAAGAUAAAUGGUUAUGUCCAUUGAGUGGGAAGAAAUUCAAGGGCCCAGAUUAUGUACGAAAGCAUAUUUUCAACAAACAUGCUGAAAAGGUGGAUAGUGUGAAAAAUGAAGUUGCUUAUUACAACAAUUAUUUGAUGGACCCAUUCAGACCUGGGCCCCCAGAGGGGCAAAAAUUGCCCGCUACUUUUGGCCAUGGCCCAGGGGCACCACCGGCUGGUGGGUAUGGAGGAUAUGGUGCUCGUCCACCCAUGCAUGCUGACCCAGGUCGGCAGUUUUCCACGCCACAAUUUCAUCAUAGACCACCACCUGUGGCUUAUGGAAAUGGGAGAACUUAUCCACCAAAACAAAGAGACAUGCGACCAAGGGAGCCAUAUGCUGGUCGACCAAUCGUAGAAUACAGAGAUCUUGAUGCACCUGAUGACGCUGAUUUGUUUUAAAAACAUGUGAACGGGUUUCACCACUAAAUCUUGUAAACUUAGUAUGAAUGAUGGUGUACUUCCUGAAUCGUUUUGUAUGUUUCCAAUUGAAUUAGAAUAAAGAAAAAGGUUGUCUUGAUUGUACUGUA